This is a messenger RNA of Pseudomassariella vexata, 594 nucleotides long. RefSeq lists its product as uncharacterized. Lineage: Eukaryota; Fungi; Ascomycota; Sordariomycetes; Amphisphaeriales; Pseudomassariaceae. The transcript has 3 exons. The record is from RefSeq and is a predicted model, not a curated record. Bases 1 to 423 code for a protein of 140 amino acids.
AUGCUCUACAUUGCGCUUUACGUUCACUUCGCCAAUCCCACUGUUGGUGGUGGAACUUCUACGAGGGACAUCGUUGGGAUUAUCUGGAUUUACGGCUACGCCUUUGGAUGGUCCUUUGACCACCCCGUCGCUCCAUACGUCACCGCCGCUGAGCUCCUCCAUCCGAGAACCCGCUCCAUCAGCAUGUGUGAAUGUCUGUCCACCAACUGGCUCGUCAACUAUGGCAUCACUUAUGCCACGCCACGUAUGAUAAGAACUCACGCCUACCCCACUGAGGAUGAGAGGAUCCUCCAGGAUGUCCAGGAUCCCAUGGCUCAGGAUUCCAAGCUCCAGAAUCCCGACAACAAUAUCAAGACUCCCAUAACGGUCGCGCAUACCGAGAGGGUUGUGUACAUGGACGACCAUGUAGAGGUCGUGCACUAGUGACUUGAACGGCAGUGGGCGAGAGUGCAGAUUAUCGAUUGUGUAUGGAUGGCGAAGGUUAACUGGAACACACUGUUGCUUUCUCAAAUAAUGGAAGGACUUCAGUACAUGCUAGACACGGGGGCGGAGAGUAUGAUACCGUUUCCAGCUUCUGGAUAAGAGCUAUGCAGU